This is a messenger RNA of Talaromyces atroroseus, 693 nucleotides long. RefSeq lists its product as hypothetical. Lineage: Eukaryota; Fungi; Ascomycota; Eurotiomycetes; Eurotiales; Trichocomaceae. Bases 1 to 693 code for a protein of 230 amino acids. The record is from RefSeq and is a predicted model, not a curated record. The transcript has a single exon.
AUGGCUAGAAAUAGCUGCUAUCUGGAGGGGUUGCGGUCAGAGGAAAUGGUCAUGGAUCAAUUGGUGGACGCGUAUCGUUUACGAGUGGAGGAUGAGAGGUUGUAUUGUGGGCGGCUGAGAGGGCGAUAUAGUGUCAACUCUACCAGGAUGACUGCUGCUGCUCCUGCUGAUGCGGAAAGAAGUGCAAGCAGCACCACCAGUCAAGCACUCCAAUAUGCCUUGCAGGAUUUCCAGGAUUUUCUGGACCUGGCCGAGUCUGAAUCUCGCAACAAUAAUCACGAUAACGAAGCGCAUCAUGGUUAUGGGAAUGCUGAAGAAGAGGAAGAAGAUAUGAAUGGUGAUUCUUCCUCGCCGUCCUCGUCCACUACAAUGAACACCGACACUGACAACUCGAGUUCUUCCUCUCCCUCUUCUUCUUUAACACUAACGACAACAAUGUCGACGAUGGCGAAUGAAACAUCAAAACAGGGCAAAGACACCACAGUCCUACCACAAUGGUGGAACGCCGAGAAGAGAGGGCUUUGUGAAGCGCGUGCCAUUGACGGAAGUGGUGAUGUAUGGUCAAAUCUUGGUCAACCCGCGGGCAAAGACGACAUUCUCGAUCAUUAUCAGGAUAACCUGAUGCCCAUGAAGCUUCGAAUGCUUGCUGAGAGAGUGUAUGGUUCAGAUGUUAUGGGCCAGUCUCGUUUGUGA